This is a messenger RNA of Cryptomeria japonica (Japanese cedar), 2024 nucleotides long. RefSeq names its product transcription factor AS1. The transcript is spliced from 3 exons. Bases 546 to 1811 code for a protein of 421 amino acids. The record is from RefSeq and is a predicted model, not a curated record. Lineage: Eukaryota; Viridiplantae; Streptophyta; Pinopsida; Cupressales; Cupressaceae.
GAUGUGCAUUUGCCGUUUGCCCGCCUCGGUGGCCGCGGCACCGCCACCGAGAGUGGGAAGAAGAAUAUUUUUCAGAAAAUUUUGUGGAAGAAUUUUACAGAAAAAUUUGUGGGCCAUGGAUGAAAAAUUCAUGGGCCCCGACGAUUCCGAGCAUCUCUCACAGGCUCUGUUAUCCAUUUACCCCCCGCUAUUUUCGUGGGGUACCUCAUUUCUCUGGAUUGACUUCAUCUUUUUUUCUAUUUUGUGUAUUUUUCUGUCUGUGUCAGUGGCUGGCGUGCCCUCAUUCGGCGUUCUGUCAGCCGUAGGUUUCAGUCAUCGUGUGCUGUGAGCGGGCGGGCGCCAUUGUAUGUGGAGAUGAAAUUAUUAUUUGGCUUCGGAAAUGAUGUGAAGACUAUUGUGUGUGGAAGACGUGACUUUCGGUUUUGUUUUUCUCAGAUUGUUCAUUUAUUGGUCCGUUUUUUUGAUGGAGGAGAUGAUUAGGGUUUAGAAUCUUGGCGCAUACUGCAGACGAACAGAAGAGUGAAACAGGAAGAUUACAUAUUUUUAUGCAGGUAAAUGGAAAUUCAAGGCUGGAAAUGAAAGAGCGGGAGAGGUGGCGGCCUGAGGAAGACUCUCUCUUAGCCGCCUACGUGAAGAAAUACGGGGCAGGGGAAUGGCAUCUGGUAUGCCAGAGAAUGAAUAAGGUUCUGGACAGAGACGCCAAAUCCUGUCAGGAGAGGUGGAAGAAUUACUUGAAGCCUGGAAUUAAAAAGGGAUCUUUAUCAGAAGAAGAGCAGCGUCUCGUCAUAAGUCUGCAAACGAAAUACGGCAACAAGUGGAAGAAGAUUGCGGCUCAAGUGCCUGGAAGAACUGCAAAGAGGCUCGGGAAAUGGUGGGAAAUUUACAAAGAAAAGCAGCAGAAGACAGAAACAGAGACAGAGGAGCCUGUGCGCUGCUCUGAUCCAGUCAUCCAAGGUAACAAAUAUGAUCAUAUUCUCGAAACAUUUGCAGAAAAAUUCAUGCAAAAUCAAAAGCAGCUCGGAUUUCCGCAUAAUUUUAGUUUACCGCCAAUUACAGUAGCAAUGCCUCCUCCGCUUUGCCUAAAUUUACCAUCAAAUUCUGUUCCUGUUCGUGAUUUCUUUAAUACGGCUCUAUCUGUACCUACACCAAUUGCUUCUUCAUCAGCUGGACCAGCAUCUUCUCAUCCUCCAUGGAUUCCAACUGAGAAAACUUCUUCAGUUAGCUGUUCCUACACAUCAUCAGAAUACUCUGCAAGUCCCUCGUCCUCGUCACCCUCUGUGACUCUCUCUCUUUCUCCAUCCAUGACCAGUCAUGCUGUUUCAAACACUGCUCAGAAAAAUGCUGCAAACGAAAUUCCAGAAGCUUCUACCAGGGAAAAAAUUACAGAUAAUUUGCCUACGAACAGUCAGGCUGCAAUUCAUUCAGAGAGAGUUUUAAUGCAGCAAAUAUCUACCUUUUUACAGCAAUGCAGAGAAUUGGAGGAGAGACAGCACUUUUGGCUUAAGCAUAAGAAGGAAGCCUCAUGGAGGGUGAAGCGGCUUGAAGAACAGAUUGAGUGUGAUAAAGCUCGUAAGCGCAGAGAAAAGAUUGAGGAAACAGAAUCCAAAGUGCGGGCUUUGAGAGAGGAAGAAAAGAUUUAUCUGGAUCGGCUGGAGAAAGAUUACAGAGAACAGCUUGCUCGAUUGCAUAAAGAUGAAGAAAUCAAGGAGGCAAGAGUCAUGGAAAUGUGGACGACCCAGCACGUCCAGCUUACCAAGUUCUUCGAUCAGAUGGUCCAUCCUUACUCUUACAAAUCUUAUGGCAGUCCUUAACAUUUCAUUAUAUUUGGAAUUUGCCUUUCUAGUUUUGGCUACACAUGUUUUAGGGCAAAUUUAACAGUAAUGCAUUUGUUAAUUGCAGAAUUUAAAUUUCUUUGAACUGUCUUCAUUGCAUGGCAAUCAAAUACUUUAUUGUUCAUGCCUGGCAAAGUGAAAUAUAGUGUAAUUAUGGAAGCUUCUGUAAGAAAUUUCUAUUUUGGUCACUCA